CGACGUCGGCGCCCCGCGUCCAGCCGCAGUACGGCCGCCAUGGCGUCGCCCUUCAGCGGGGUGCUGCAGCUGACAGACCUGGAUGAUUUCAUCGGACCGUCUCAGGAUUGCAUCAAGCCCAUGAAGGUGGAUAAGAGAUCGGGAAGCGGCGUGGCCAAGAUCCACAUCGAAGACGAUGGCAGUUACUUCCAGGUCACUCAGGAUGGAGGGACCCGGAAGCUGGAGAAGGCCAAGAUCUCGCUGGAUGACUGCCUGGCAUGCAGUGGCUGUGUCACCUCGGCAGAGACUGUGCUCAUCACUCAGCAAAGCCACGAGGAGCUGCGGAAGGUUAUAGAUGCCAAUAAGACGGCGGCCCCCGGUCAGCAGAGGCUGGUUGUCGUGUCCGUCUCGCCCCAGUCCAGGGCAUCGCUGGCCGCACAGUUCGGGCUGAACCCUACAGACACUGCCAGGAAGCUGACUGCAUUCUUUAAGAAAAUCGGGGUGCACUACGUGUUCGAUACCUCCUUCUCGAGGAACUUCAGUCUCCUUGAGAGCCAGCGAGAGUUUGUGCAGAGAUUCCGAGGACAGGCCGACUCCCAGCAGGCCUUGCCUGUGCUUGCGUCCGCCUGCCCAGGCUGGAUCUGCUACGCGGAGAAGACGCACGGAAGCUUCCUCAUCCCCUACCUCAGCACUGUUCGGUCCCCACAGCAGGUCAUGGGCUCCCUGGUCAAGGACUUCUUUGCCCAGCAGCAGCAUUUGACCCCGGACAGGAUCUACCACGUGACGGUCAUGCCCUGCUAUGACAAAAAGCUGGAAGCUUCCAGACCAGACUUUUUCAGCCAGGACUACCAGACUCGUGAUGUGGAUUGUGUUGUCACCACAGGAGAAGUCUUCAAGCUGCUGGAAGAAGAAGGGGUCUCACUCUCGGAACUGGAGCCAGCCCCCCUGGACAGUCUCCGGGUCCGCGUCCGCCCUGUCGCCGGUCUCAGUGCACACAGAGGUGGUCAAGUUCAUGACCUGGCCAACGGACAGUGCACUGAUGGUCAUCAGAGCUGUCCCAAACUUGACACACGUCUGAGCUCCCCAAAUAGGUGCAGCAGUGUGUCUGCCCAGGAGCCCAGCAGCCAUCGGGGCGGGGGCUCAGGGGGCUACCUGGAGCACGUGUUUCAGCACGCAGCCCGGGAGCUCUUUGGAAUCCACGUGGACGAGAUCACCUACAGACCCCUGAGGAACAAGGACUUCCAGGAGGUGACCCUGGAGAAGGAGGGCCAAAUCGUGCUGCACUUUGCCGCGGCCUAUGGCUUCCGCAACAUCCAGAACCUGGUGCAGAAGCUCAAGCGAGGGCGCUGCCCGUACCAUUAUGUGGAGGUCAUGGCCUGCCCCGCAGGCUGCUUGAACGGCGGAGGCCAGCUCAAGGCCCCCAACACGCCCGGCAAGGAGCUUCUCCAGCGCGUGGAGACGCUGUAUAGCAUGGUCAGGACAGAGGCGCCGGAGGAUGCACCUGGCAUCCAGGAACUGUACCGGUGCUGGCUGCAGGGCGAGGGCUCGGAGCGCGCUGGCCGCCUGCUGCACACAAGCUACCACGCGGUGGAGAAGGCCAGCUCCAGCCUCGGCAUCAGGUGGUAGGAGGCCUCCGUGCCAGCCUUCUAGGCCCGCCACAGCCCGCACCCGGACUCCCGGGAAGGUCGUGUCCCGAGACCCCGGGGACCACCCCCAAAACGCGGACGUCAGCCGUGGGGAUGUGCCGGAGCCCAUACAGAAACGAGCCUCAGAACCCCUAGCCAGGACAGGUGUGCUCGUCCUGACUGCCCACUGCAGGAGGUCAGAUGGUCCACAAGGUCCCAGAACCUCCCCACAGGCCCAGCUCUGCGAGCAGGGUGCUGGCCACUCCUGCCUUGUGGCCCAAGUGUGUGAGGGUUUCAGCCGGUCCCGUGGGCUGCACAAGGCAGAACAAAAGUAGGCGCCAGGCUCCCACUGAAGCCAGGCUGUGAAGGACAGUGAUGGGCUGCGCCUGCCGGGCCGGUCAAACUUGGAGCCCAGUGUGAGGAACCCUACCCGCGCUGGAUGGUGUAGAAUGCUGGCAGGAGAAGGGCGCCCAGCCUGCGACACCCCCUGCUGGGGUGCAGCACCUGCCCCACCUGGGACUGGGCACUGAUGAUGCCAGGCAUGGCCUCUGGGACCUGACAGCUUGCGUUCUCUGGGCAGAAUUCCAGAUGGGAAGCAGGCUCUGUGAGAGAGACCGCUGAGACUAGGCACGAAGUCCCUUCUCCACUUACAGGAGUGGGGGAGAGGACAGAUCAGGCUGAGUCCACGGGCCUUUCCUUACCAAGUUCCAAGUCUAAUAAAGGGAUCUCUCUCCCGA
This is a messenger RNA of Lynx canadensis (Canada lynx), 2341 nucleotides long. It is a transcript of the gene CIAO3, whose product is annotated as cytosolic iron-sulfur assembly component 3. Gene Ontology annotation, cellular component: cytosolic [4Fe-4S] assembly targeting complex. The coding region runs from base 40 to 1605 and encodes 521 amino acids. The record is from RefSeq and is a predicted model, not a curated record. Gene Ontology annotation, molecular function: 4 iron, 4 sulfur cluster binding. Gene Ontology annotation, biological process: iron-sulfur cluster assembly. The transcript has 12 exons. Lineage: Eukaryota; Metazoa; Chordata; Mammalia; Carnivora; Felidae.